AUGCUCAACCGCAGCCUCUGCGCCGCAGCGCGCGCUCGAGGCAUGCUCGCCGCGCCACUCGUCGGCUCAGCCGCCCCCUCGCACGCUGGACCAUCUCGCGCCGCCCACUCGCACUCCGUCGCCGGCGCCGUGUCGCAGCCCGCAGCAGGCGACGCUCGGCCGCAGCAUCGUGCACGCAAGGGCACCGGGGGCAAUCGGCAGCUGCCCGGAGUUCGCAAUCAGCAGCAGCGAGCACAGCCGCGCGCAGCCGCAUACGCAGAGCACGACGUCUGGCAACCGCUGUCGCCGCCCAAGCCUGCCUUUGCGCGGCCGCCACGGCAGCCGGCGUGGAUGGCGGCGCCGCGGGACAAUGCCGCCACACAGCACAACGGCAGGCUGCUGCGCCUGCGUGCUGCGCUCGGCGCUGGCGAUGGCGCGGCAGUGCACGAGGCCUGGCUGGCGCUGGGCGAGGGCCGCAGCCGGCUCAUCGAGGCGGACCGUGUGCUGCUGCUGCGCCUGGCCAAGCGCGAGCUGGAGGACGCCGGCGGCGACACCGAGGCCAUCGCAGCGGCGCGCCGAGACUACGCUCUGGCAGCGGCUCAGCGACGCAGUGCGCUCACCGUCGACUGGGCGCGCCUCUGUCUGCGUGCCGGCGACGUCGACACGCCUGCGCGCCUCGCAGCCACGUUCAUCGGCGCGGCGCCGCCAACACACGCCGGCGUCGAUGUGCAGGUUCUGAGUCUGGUGUCGCUCGCCAUGCUGGGCUGGUGCAGCCAGAGCAGAGACCUGCAGCCGUUGCUGGCCCUCGUGCGCGGCCAGCCGCAUCUGCGCUCCGCUACCAUCUCGCUGCCGCGUAUCAGGCGUACGUGUGAUGCAGUCUUCAAGGAGCAGCCAUGCCUGCUGCCCAACGCCGAGCAGGCCAGAGAAGCGGCGAUGGAAGCUGCGCCGCUGCUUGAUGCCUCGUGGGGCAUCGACAGCCUGCCAGCAAGACAGGCCGAGGACGAAGAGGACGACGGCGAGCCGGCCAGGUCCCUCGCUACUUCAGAUCCCGACACGCAGAACUCGCUCGCUACCCGCUUCGCCUCGCUUGCCGGCAUGCGCCAGGCGGACGCUGUCCUGGCGCUGGACGCUGCCGCUCAGCGUGCCAUUGAGCUCGGCUACCUGCGAAGCGGUGCCGAUGCAGAGUGGACCGACCAGACGACCGCGUCGCUGCUGGAGGCGCUGCUCGGGCUCGACAAGCGGGCAGAGGCGGCUGCAGCGUGGAAGGCACAUUUGGUGCGCAGUGGCAAGCCGCGGCCAUCGUCGACUGUAUGGAGCGGCCUGCUGCAUGGCUAUGCCCGCGUCGUCGACUCAACGGCGCUGUGGGACACCUGGAAGAGCAUGCGGCCCGAGGAGCGCACGCCGAAGAUGCUCACGACGACCAUCAGCGGUCUCUUCCACGGCCGCGAGGUCGAGGAGGCGAGGGAGCGCGCCAUGGCCCUCUUCCAGGAAGCGCGCUCGCAGGGCCCGCUCUCCGUCGAGGUGUGGAAUGCCGUGCUCUACGGCCAGGUCACCUCUGACCGCAUCGCCGUCGUCGAAAGCCUGCUCCAAGAGAUGGUCGCCGGUCACAACGGCGCACCGCGGCCCUCGGUUUCGACGUUCAACACGGUGCUGCGCUACUUUGCGCGGCGCGGCGACAUCCCCGAGCUGCAGGCGCGCCUGCGUGCCAUGAGCGAGUUCGGCAUCGAGCCGGACGUGGUGACGUACACGACGGUGCUCGACGGCCUCAUGCGCGCCGGGCGCAGCUCGCCCACCGCCACGGUGCUGCAGCUGAUGCGCGAGAGCGGCGAGGCGCCAAACGUGUACACGCACACGGCGCUGCUCAAGGGCCUGCUCAACCCCGGCGGCACGCUCGAGGCCAGCGGCGCGCGCAUGCACGCCGUGCCGCACUUCCGCGAGGCGCUCGAGCUGCUCCUCAAGAUGGAGGCCGAGGGCCCGCUGCCCAGCGAGGUCACGUACAACGCCGUCGCACACGCCGUGGUGCGGCACGGCACAGACGUGCACGAGGCGCUCUCCACGCUGCCCGAGCCCUUCUCCUCGCCUGUGCCGCUGUCCGCGCCCGGCGAGGAGCCAGGCGUGCUCGACUGCCUCGCGCGCGAGGCGCCGAACGUCGGCAUCGCGCUCCAGAUCUGGGACCGCAUGCGCGCACGCAAGCUGCCUCUCCCGCGCCCGGCCGUGCACACGUUCCUCAUGGCAUUCCUCAGCGCCAGCCAUCUGCCCGAGCCGGCGGUGCGGGCGCUGGAGCGGCGCACGACGCAGCUGCUCGAGCGCUGCACCUCCGAGGGGCCCUCGCCGCGCCCGCGCACGUGGCUCCUCGUGCUGCAGCUGCUGAUGGAGCGCAACAGCCCUGCAACCCUCAAGCGCGUGCUCGCGCUGCACGGCAAGUGGGCCGCCGAUCGUCCCGAGGCCGCGGACGGCAUGCUUGGCCGGCUGGUCCACCAGGCACGCACGCAGCUGGCGCAGGACCGAGGCGAAUAG
Messenger RNA from Tilletiopsis washingtonensis, 2496 nucleotides. RefSeq lists its product as hypothetical. Gene Ontology annotation, molecular function: protein binding. The record is from RefSeq and is a predicted model, not a curated record. Bases 1 to 2496 code for a protein of 831 amino acids. NCBI's taxonomy places the organism in Eukaryota, Fungi, Basidiomycota, Exobasidiomycetes, Entylomatales. The transcript has a single exon.